CUGAAUUAGUCCUUCUCGAGUUCACUUUAGUGUUGGCGAGUGGUGGGAGUAAAUGAAAAUGGAGGUUUUGAUGUUGAUUAAUGAUUUAGCUUGCUAGUGUCUUUAUGGACUAAUUGAUAUCUACCUAUUUCCUCGGACGGAACAAUAGAGGACUUGGAGACAAAGGAAAUCUCGAGGUAGCAUGAUAGUAGAGGUGUGUCCACAGCAGCAGAUGAGGGAAGAUGUUGGCUAUGGACCAAGGAGUGGUGGAGGAGUGGCUGUCAGAGUUUAAGACCCUCCCUGACAGUGCAGUGUCCAGCUACGCAGCGUCUCUGAAGGAGAAAGGCUCCCUGGUCCCAGCACUCUACAAAGUCAUCAGGGAGAACUACAGUGAUUUGUUGGAGCCAGUGUGUCACCAGUUGUUUGAGUUCUAUCGUAGUGGAGAGCCACGGCUGCAGCGGUUUGUUCUCCAGUUCCUCCCUGAGCUGCUCUGGUCCCUCCUCCUGGCUCCGUCUGCAGCCAGGGACCCACAUACCUCCGGCUGUAUAGAGGCACUGCUACUGGGGAUAUAUAAUCUGGAGAUUGUAGAUAAGGAUGGACAGAGUAAAGUCCUUUCUUUCACUGUCCCCUCCCUCUCCAAACCCUCAGUCUACCAUGAGCCCUCCACCAUUGGCUCCCUGGCGUUGACGGAAGGGGCUCUAGCUAAUCACGGGCUGCGUAGAGUGGUGUACAGCGGGCCUCACCUACAGAGAGAAACCUUCACGGCUCAGAACAGGUUCGAGGUGCUGACCUUCCUGCUGCUGUGUUACAAUGCAGCUCUCAGCUACAUGACCUCCUCAUCUCUGCAGUCCCUCUGCCAGCUCAGCUCCAGGGUGUGUAUCUGUGGUUACCCGCGGCAACAGCUAAGGAGGUAUAAAGGCAUCAGCUCUCGUCUGACCGUCACCUCUGAGUUCCUGGUCCAACUCAUCACUGGGAUACAUUACGCACUGUGUAAUGGGGAGAUGGACCUGGGUUCCAAGGCGCUGGAUGAUGUUCUGUACCGAGCUCAGCUAGAACUGUACCCUGAAGCUCUACUGGUGGGUAAUGCCAUCAAGUCGUCCCAACAGUGUGCAGCGCUAAAGUCUGGCGCUAGUAAAGAAGGCGCUCGCAGCAUUCAGGUGGAGAUCACUCCUACUUCCUCUAGGAUUUCACGGAAUGCGGUCACGUCACUCUCUAUCAGAGGACACCGCUGGAAACGACAUGAGUCCCAGGAGGUCAGUGUAGAUGGUGACCCGGCGACCCCUGGAGGUCAAGGGUCAUCCAUCCCAGAGAUCAGUGUGACGAUGCCCAACGGAGACUCUCUACGACCCCGCGACCCCCGACCUUUAACCCAGUCCGAUCCUGAGCCGCUGGGGUCAGCCUCAGAGGUCAGCCCCACCCACGACCCCAGUCCUAGGGGUCAGGAGGUCAGGAGGCAGAAGUCUGUGAGGCGAUUGGUGGACGAGAGUUCUGGGCCCUCCUCUGCAGGAAGGGCCCAGUACUAAGACACUCCCCAUCCCCGGGGUAACCUAAGUAACAGUGUGUGGAGGCGUGGUCUUCUCUAAGCAUGACGGUUGAUUGGUUGGCUGACUAACUUUCGCCGCACUGCGUUGCCUCCUGACAUGUCCUCCGAUUUACUCAGUUUGAGAGAUCCCUUCCUCCUCAUCACUCACUCCAUCCAUUUUUCUCUCUCUCUCUGUGUGUGUGUGUGUGUGUGUGUGGCGGGGGGUGGAGGUAUUUUGGUCUCUAAAACGACUAGCUCCAACACAUCCCUGGGUUGCCGGGGGAGACAGACUGCUUUCUCCUGAUUGGUUAGUUGCAGCAGCUGAGGAGAAUAGGCAGCUCUGGAUUGGUGAUUAGUCUCUUCCCCAGUAUUUAUUUUGUUUUAAUUUCAGUAUGUAUAUCAGUUCAGUGUGUCUGAAGGACCUGCCUGCCUAUCUGUCUGUCUGCUGGUAUAAGAUAGUAGAUUGCAGUCAGAUGUGAGUUGUUAGUCGUGUGUUUUGUGGUUUGUUUGGUUGGUUGGCAUGUGUGUUGCUUUCUACAACUCCUGCUGUCCAGACCUCUGCCUGUUGCUGUUCUCAGAUAACUACUAACUGUUGAUACUUGAUAAGUUAACUGAUCGUAGCACCACUAACUGUAGUACAGCUGAAUGGCAACCAUGUAAAUGGGUGUCUUUACUCACUACCAGGGUCAGCACCAGCCCACUGUCCUGCUCUACUAUUCUGUCUGUCAUUUAACGAUAACUAACCCCUCUCUCUUUCUAUCUCUCUAGACGCAGUGGAUUUGGGUUCCCCGGACGAGUUGAUGGACAUCUCUGAAGUGGACGAAGGGGUGUGGCCUACAGGAGGGGCUGGCCCGGACUCACUGACUCCACCUACCAUCACUAUCAACAACAGCGUUACCCCUGGGGUGGGAGGGGCCAAGACAGGAAGCAGGAAGUGGCAUCUAGGCGGAUGGUCGCAUAAGGAGAAGGAGGCUUGUCCUCCAGUGGGGCAGACCCUGGGCGAGAACCUGGAUCUGUCAAUCAAACGUCUGACGCUGACAUCCAGCCAAUCGGUGCCCAAGGGACCGAGCCAUAGCGCACUGAGCAGCCUAUCGCGUACGGCCAGCGCUGUGUUCUCCCGCUCCUUUGAGGGAAACAACACCGGGGGUAACCGUGGCAACCCAGAGCCUGGCCGCUAUACAUGCAGUGGCAGCCUGCAGGAGGAGGAGUUAGGCUAUCUAAGCCCCACCCCCAACCACAACCAGCGCUCGCCCAGCAUCAGCGUGCACUUUAGGAGCGACCUGUGAACCCUGACCUCUAACUCUUGAGCUCUCACCCCAUCUCAACCCUCUAACCCCAUGCCCCUGUACCUGUGACCUGUACUCCCAGCCUGCCAGGAGGACUGGAACACAAAUUCAUGAACCCAUUCCCUCUUAUCCCCCUCCUUUCCUCACCAUCCCCCUUUCUUUCCUAUCCAUACCAUUCUUCAUCUCCUUCUCUUCUUCUUCAGUAAGACACCUGCCCCCUCUAGAAACCGGCUUCUCUCCUUCCCUUCCUCUCUCUCCAAAGUGAGAGCCUGGUGUGAGAGCAGGGAGCCUGUGUCCAUCCCUCCACCCUGGAACUACAGAACCACCAGACAGAUCUGCAGACUGUUUUCUGAGAGGGUUUGGAAAUGGAGUAUUUAAGACUCUUGUUUGUCCUGUUUGGCUUUCUGUACAUCCCUCCAGACCACGCCCCCAACACCGGGCAAGUACGGUGUUUGUGAGCUUGCGUGUGUGUGUGUGAGAGCUUGCAUGUGAGUGUGAAUGCAAUCAAGCGUUAGCGACUGUUUUUAGAAUAAAGGUUGCUGAUUGCUGCAAUGAACAAGGUGUGAUACUCCCAAAAAUAAAAUGAAAUAACUACAGUCUCUAGUGAAACUCUUUUUUUCCAGAUGCCCUCUCUUUCCCCUCUCCUUACUCAUCAUGCACUAGGCCCUAGUGACUAGGGGUUGAAUGAACCCUAACACAAUGUGACCUCCACACGCCCGUUGCCAUAGCAAAUAUUUAUUCAUCCAGUCUGAAUAAUUCUGCAUUCCACAAAAUGAAUAAAUGACAGACCACAAAAAUGAUAGAAACCAAAAAGAAUCAUUAAAGUCUUUUGUGUUUACAUGUGAAAAGUAUUGAUUGAUGAUGUCAUCCUACUAGAAUCAAUAUUUAUCUUUCUGUGGUUAUUUUCUCCCUGGUUUGAUCAACAAACAAGCUGAUUGGGGUCAUUUAUGUUUCUGAUCAAUAAAUUGAUCGGGGGUGGGUUUGUGAAGUUUAUGAUCAUGUAUAAACUGUUUGUAUGAUGUAAACUGGAAUUUUCCUAUGACUGAGAGACUUGGGUUUUUAAAUAUAGAUGCAACAAUAUAUCAAAAGCAGUGAGGCGCCUACCUGCUUACAGUAUUGAUAUGCAUAAGCGGGAAGUCACCCCGUUGUCGAUGCUGAUGUCAUAUUGCUGCGUCUACCUUUAACUGUGGUGUUCUAUGUACGGCAGACAGUGGUUAUAAAUGUGGUAUUUUCCUACGAGAGGGAGGGAGAGACAGUUGUUGUUCGAGCCGUAUUGAAUCUCCUCAGUGUUAAAGCACAAGAAGAAUCCAACCCAAACCUGCACGAUACGUGCCUGACGCCCACACCACCACCAAACCGAACACACCCCUAGGAGUAGUGGGUAUAGGGGCUAGGGAAUAUUGGUAUGCUUAUACAAGAUGGGAAUAGGUUUAUAGGAGUUGUUUUGGGAUUAGGCCUAUAAACUGUCCUCUCCUCCAAUCCCUUUACACUCAAGUGUCAGUACAGUAAUGUUGUGUUUGGUUGAUCUUUGAGUGAUUGGUUGAUUUUUUUUUUUUUUUUACUUAUAUAUAUAUAUUUUUUAUGUUAACAUGAACUUGACUGUUUGUCUGUUCUCUGGUUUAUCAUCACCUGCUUUAUAACGUAAUGGAAAUUGAGGAUACAGACAUAAAGAACACGCUCCCUUUGAGGAGAGGUGCACUGCUGACUGGCGGAACAUUUUAAGUUCAUGAUUGCACGACAGUCACACUCCAUUUGGUGGCAAUGAAGUUCACUGUGGUGCAGAUGGAGAGAAGAGUGUUGGGUGUAGGUCAUGUGCUACUGGACAUCUGAAUGCAGAAUAACGUCUGCCCUACUGGAACCUUUGUUCUAGAACCAGUGUUCUAUCAGUCUGUCAGUGUUCUAGAUCUGUUUUAUAUUCAUACGGUGGAACAAUAACAAUCAUGUUUCUGUAUUCUGUUGCUUUAUGGAAUGUCAUGAAUCUGUACAUAUUGUUGUUGGACUUCAGUUGUUGGUUUGGCCUUUCUGUCUGAAGAUAAUGCUCUGCUAGAGCUACUCUGAGAAUAAAAUCGUUCUAUAUUUCA
This is a messenger RNA of Salmo salar (Atlantic salmon), 4868 nucleotides long. The record is from RefSeq and is a predicted model, not a curated record. Lineage: Eukaryota; Metazoa; Chordata; Actinopteri; Salmoniformes; Salmonidae.